This is a messenger RNA of Pomacea canaliculata, 1458 nucleotides long. RefSeq lists its product as uncharacterized. The record is from RefSeq and is a predicted model, not a curated record. The coding region runs from base 560 to 1378 and encodes 272 amino acids. Lineage: Eukaryota; Metazoa; Mollusca; Gastropoda; Architaenioglossa; Ampullariidae. The transcript is spliced from 2 exons.
GUACAUGUAUAUUAGCCCGAAGUUUGUCAGCCACAAAAGUUAAUUGUGUCCACUUUCCACACUAUUUAUAGUCAGCUUUAUUUGAGCAUGUGGUCGCUAUAAAUGAGAUUGACGAUUACUUUCGAUUCAAUAUACGUAGAAAGUUGGUCAAUAAACAAGUUUUAUUAACAAAGACGAAUUAUAAUCAGCUGCGUGUCGGAUCACAACAUCCGGGAGACUGAACAGCGUCGAUACCGUCGGGAACUUUGUUCGUGUGUGGCGCAUGGGGAAUCAUUACUUUUCCUAAUGACAAAAAUAGUUCACUCGUUAGAGAAAACCGCAACAUUUACAGAAAGGCAGUAAUAUAACCAUGGGUUAAAAUAAUAAUGUUGGUAUUAUUCUUGUGUAAUAUUUCUCAGGAUAUAUUAUUUAUUGUUGUUUUAAUCUACUUUCCGCAUGGGUCCUCGAGACUGGGUCAGUGUCACGACAGUCGACCUUGACAGUUGCUUGAAGGUAACUUCCGGUUUCGGGCAAACAGCACACACGUAGAAAAUUUUCUUUGGGAACAUUUACCUUAACAAUGGUGAACAAACAUUGCUGUUACGGAAUUUGUAACAGCGACUCUAGGUAUAAAGACAGACCUCACAUGCAAGGUGUGGAGUUUAUAUAUUUUCCUCAACCUAACGUUGACUAUUCCAAGUGUGAAAAGUGGGUUACGGCAUGUGGCCGACCUACCACAGGAAAGCACGCCUUCGUGGUUAAAAAUGUAAACAGAAACACUUAUAUAUGCACCAAACAUUUCGUUGGAGGCAAAGGACCGACAGCUGAAUAUCCUGAUCCAAUCCCAGCAGUUGUCUCAAACGCUGAAUUGGAAGCUUUUAAAAGAAGAAAACGACGAAAAUCGUCAUCCAGUGGUGAUAGCACUUUCGACUCAAGUGUGCCAACAACAGACAACCGUUAUGGGUAUAUAGUUGCAAAAGCUGCUUUAUACUCUGAAGCAGACUUGGACAAGAGCAUCCACAAUAUGGUGGGCCAUGCCUUAACAAAAGCAGUUGAAGAAACUGGACAUCCUUAUCUGGAGGACUCGGUGGUUAAAGAGAUUUGCAGGGAGACUAGGCUGAAAAGAACUCAAGUAAAGAUGUUGUGUGCAAACUGGAGAAGAAGAACUUUGCCUCGUUUGGCUAAAGAACAGAACUAUAUCAUUUACAAAUACACACCAAGUGGAACAUACUAUUGUGUACAAAUAAAUGCAGAACAGAUAACCAACAACUUUACCCCAGAACUUUUGGAAGCAGCUGUCAUUAUGUCCCAAAUGCUUUCUGCCAGAUGGCAAAGCAUGGGUGAUGACAAAAUCAAAGCCAUCAUGAUUCCUCUUCCUACCUCCUCUCAUCCAGACUAAGUUCUUUUGUUAAAGUUAGCUCCUUGUCCACAAUGAAUUGUACUCUGUGUUUAUACUAUAUUUAAAUUAAUAAAGUUAAA